Molecule: messenger RNA, 2090 nt
Organism: Lobosporangium transversale
Lineage: Eukaryota; Fungi; Mortierellomycota; Mortierellomycetes; Mortierellales; Mortierellaceae
Exons: 1
Coding region: 114-2018 (634 amino acids)
Molecular function (GO): protein binding
Source: RefSeq, a predicted model, not a curated record
AACAACCCGAGAGGUACUAGCGUCUGCUGCUGUGCUGAAAGUUGAAUUGAGCUUUCCAAUCAACCCGCCUCCUUACCCAGAUAAUCUGUUUACACUUGCUGCUUGUAAUUUUUAUGAGCAUGUUGAGUGUUGAAACAGAGAAGGGACAGUAUGUGGAAUGUGGUCCGCUUUUCCUGGUUCGCAGAAGCUUUCUUCCUCCUUUCUCUUUACCCUCAUCUUCACCCCCAAACUUCCCUUUUUGCUGCCUUCACCUCCAUCACCUGUGCUACUUGCACUUCAUCUGCCUCCUUCCUCUUCUGGUCACCAUGAUAAUACACAGCCAUAGCUUCGCCACAUAUUUCUCUCUCAUCGUUUCUCAUGUCCUUGUCUUGUUCUUGCUUGUGGCCCUAAUGCCUUUCGUCCAAGCUCAGUCCUUUGAUCCCAUCGUUACUUAUUCACCAGCCAGCAUGUUCAUAGAAGGGAAGGGAUUAUAUAUCUCUGGCGGAGCUCCACAGCCAGAGACAGCUACUAGUCAAGCGUUCAUGAUUGACCUUUCAGUUUCUUGGAACGCAAGCAGCCCUGUAUACAGACCAUUGGCGGAUGGCCCAUAUGGCCUUUCAAUACCAAGUGCUCUCUCUGCCGACGGAGAGAAUUGGUUUUUGUUAGUGAACAGUACAGGUCAUGUCUACAACAUGCGAACAGGAUCUUGGGACACCAUUUUUGCCAGCGUCCGUAUCGGUACUGAAUUAGCUUUUGGAAUAGCUGCAGUUACAGAUCCUAACACGGGUAUUAUUUACAUACCAAACGGACAUGAGGAGGUACAUCCAUUCAAACAAUGGUCCAUGUUGACAGUGGAUGUAAAGGCCAAAAAGUUUGAUAAUGUUCCUAUGAUGCAAGGACUGAAUAGGACGGGGUUAUAUGCAGUAGCAUGGAGCAAUGUACGAGGAGAGUUCAUUCUCACUGGAGGGUUUGCUCCUGGAAUAUUCGCCUACAGCCCAAAAAACGGGUGGAGCGCCCUGAAUGUGAGUGGAAGCAUUCCGUCUCACCGCCACAGUCAAUGUCUUGUACCAGCAUAUGGAGGAAAAAAGCUUAUUAUGUUUGGAGGCCACUCGUCGGCGAUGGGCUUGACUUUAAACGAUCUGCACAUUCUGGACGUCGCAAGUUUGACCUGGACCGCUGCUCCUAGUAUAGACGCGCUGAAUAGGAGACAAGAAUCAGCAUGUGCUGUUUCAGGAGACUAUUUAAUUGUAUGGGGCGGUAGGAACACAGGGACCGUAGAAGACUUUAUGGCCUCAAAAACGCCACUCAUCUUCAAUAUGAAAACAAACAAAUGGACGUCCACCUAUAUUGCGCCGCGCUCAUCGACCACUACUACAAGCAGUGCAACUACAACUGGGACGUCGCCACCAUCCAAUUCGCCUACUGAAACAGUUGGUUCUUCUGGCGGCAGCUCUGUCCCCGUUAUUGCAGGUGCUGUUGCUGGUGUGCUUGUUGUCUUGAUCGCCUUCCUGGGGAUUCUCUGGUACCGCAGGCGUGCAGCUGCGUCUAAAAAUCAGGAUAGUUACACAUCAACGGUGGGAAAGCCUCCAGGGGAUUCGGGCGAAGCCAUUUCGAAGGAACCUAUUGAUACAUGUUCAAGAUCGUCAAUGAGCAAUCGUAUGGCAGAUCCACUUAGCAGAAACAAGAGUAGCAAUAACAGUACUGCAUACCCGUCACCGCCUCCUGUCCAAAAUGUUAAUAGUACUUAUUUCAGUGGUGAAUACGCCAAUUCUAACAAAUCAUCACCUCGUAAUCCAAGUGCCAUUGUCGAUGAAAGGAUGCAUUCCUAUCAGAGUAAUACCAAAAUGCGACGACCUCCCCAAAUGGGCGCCUAUGGCGCAAGCCGUCUCUCUCAACACCCACAUACAGAUCCCAUAGGUCGUUUUGAACAAGACAAGCAGCCACCAGUCCAAAUGAAUUAUUAUGUUGCGCCACCACCUGUCCCCUCCAACCCACAGGUCACCACUGCAUACCAUAUUCCAACAUCCAAUUUUCAAUAGUAAUUUUAAUAACUUUAUUAUUCAGUUUACUAGUCUAAUAAUUAUAAUAUUCAUAAAAAUAGCAUUCAUCUC